This is a messenger RNA of Emiliania huxleyi CCMP1516, 366 nucleotides long. RefSeq lists its product as hypothetical. Lineage: Eukaryota; Haptophyta; Isochrysidales; Noelaerhabdaceae. The record is from RefSeq and is a predicted model, not a curated record. Bases 1 to 366 code for a protein of 121 amino acids. The transcript has a single exon.
AUGUCGGCCAACCUUCUUGCGAGCAAGACCAUCCCACUGUUGCGACUGCUCGGCGCACUCGCGCUGCUGGUGAGCAUACUCGGCGGCUACGGCCUGCUGCUGCACGCAAAGUGGCAGCUGCUUGAGGAGGCGCUCGCUGGCAAUACUGCAGGCCACGCGGCGCAGCACCUGCUCUUAAUCCCGCUGCUCCCAAUCACGGCGGUGGUCGCGAUGGCGCUCGUGAUCCCGCUCUUUGUUUACGUCGGCAACUACGCCGCCUUCGCGUCGUUGGCCUUGCCCCGCCCCGACCACUACGUGCAGCUCCUCUUCCGUGUCUACCGACAAUGGCUCUCCGCGGGAGGCAAGCUCAAGGACAAGGACCUGUGA